Molecule: messenger RNA, 1710 nt
Organism: Penicillium nucicola
Lineage: Eukaryota; Fungi; Ascomycota; Eurotiomycetes; Eurotiales; Aspergillaceae
Product: Zn(II)2Cys6 transcription factor
Exons: 6
Coding region: 1-1710 (569 amino acids)
Biological process (GO): regulation of DNA-templated transcription
Cellular component (GO): nucleus
Molecular function (GO): zinc ion binding; DNA-binding transcription factor activity, RNA polymerase II-specific; transcription cis-regulatory region binding
Source: RefSeq, a predicted model, not a curated record
AUGCCUCCAAUGUCCAAAACCUGCCAGAGCUGCGCAGAUUCCAAGGUGCGAUGUGUCCGCACUGUGAACGCAACGGGCGCAUGUAACCGAUGUCUCCGCCUGGGUCGAGAAUGUCUCUUUCGCCAAACCGGUCGUCGAUUCAAUGGCUUCCAAAAGGAUCGCAAGAUCAAGGCGCUCGAAUCAAAGAUAACCGAAUUGAUGGCCGAUCGCACCGCGCCAGUAGUAGAGAAUGAGACCAACUUACACAUCCUCAGCACAAUAGCAACAGAUGGCAAUAUUACAGCUGAAGACAUCAUCGGAGGAGGUAUCUUGACAAUAGAGACAGCCGAGAGCUAUCUACAAAAUUUCAAGACCAAAAUGACCCCGAACUUUCCAUUCGUCGUGGUGGCCCCUUCAAUAUCUAUCAUGCAACUCCACCAAGAAAAGCCAUUCCUAUGCCUGACAAUCCUUGCGUCAGCUGCAUAUGAUAACAUGCCCUUACAACGGGCGCUAGGGGAAGAAAUCAAGAAGUUCAUUGCUUCACGCAUGCUAUUAAACGGCAAAGUCUCUUUUGACUUGCUGCAAGGGUUACUAGUCUUUCUCGCCUGGUCGCAUUAUUACUCGCGUCCACACCGUUAUACACAAUUUCUCCAGUUGGCUCUUAGCCUCAUUGUUGAUCUGCGGUUGGAUCGACCGCCACAAACGAGAGUGUGGAAGACAGGUUUGCGCUUUGGGCUGAAGUACAAUAUGGAUGAGCAGUUGUUGGACCGUCCUCACUGGGGGAGUGAUGAGCAGAGAGCUGUUCUGGGCUGUUAUUAUCUAUCAUCAUCGAUCGCAGUACUUGUGCAGAAACAUUCGACUUUUGCACAUAUGCCAUAUCUGGAAGAGUGUUGCAGGUCUCUCUCCCAAGGUAACGAGUAUCAGCAUGACGAAUAUAUUAGUUAUAUCAUUCGGCUGCAGUUCAUCGCAGAAAAGAUCGACUCUUUCUCUGCAAAGCAUGGGAUUGAGUUAGAUCAUCCUGGCUCGGGGUCAGAGCUCUAUAUCAUGAAUCUCAAAUCAGAACUAGAGGGGUUUUAUCGUCAACUUCCUUUCAAUGUCGAUGAAAACUCUCUUCUGGCUACCCAAUACCAUGCAACCGGACUAAGUCUAUACCAAGUGUGUCUCACCAACGCAAAACAAACCCUCCGGCCUGACUAUGCAUCUCCUACCUGGCGCAUUGAUAUGAGUCUUGCAGCGCAGAUCUCAGCCAAUGCGAUUCUGGCCCAAUACAUCCUUCUUCCUCCAGGCGAGGAACUUGGAUUUAACAAUACGCAGUGGGUACAGAUGGCGUUUGCUUUGCUGGUUUCAUACCGAUAUUCUGCGAUUGAUUCCAAACCAGAGCAAAAGUCUGCCUUUGUUCAUACUUUGUCACAGAUUCAAUUGAGGUUAGGAGCACUAUCUACUCCACGUGUAGACUUGAAAGGUGCUCGAGAUGUUUUCUUUCAUUUUAGAAGCCGUGUGGUUCGGAUUGAGAGCUGGUUGGGCAAUAGUAGCAAGGAGGAGUCAAGCACCGCAGAUGAUGAGGGCCUUCGCAUUUUUGAAGAUCUCAACACUAUGUCAAAUCCCGAGGCUGCUCAGUUUGAGCGUAUCAUGGAAGACAUGGGAGACGUCGGUGAUCCUCUUGGGGACUUCUUCUCUCCUUUUGUGGAUGAAUGGCAGAGCUUUCAGGAUCAUUAUUUUUCGUCCUUCUAG